This is a messenger RNA of Trypanosoma grayi, 400 nucleotides long. RefSeq lists its product as hypothetical. The transcript has a single exon. NCBI's taxonomy places the organism in Eukaryota, Euglenozoa, Kinetoplastea, Trypanosomatida, Trypanosomatidae. The annotation marks the transcript as partial. The record is from RefSeq and is a predicted model, not a curated record.
UGCGGCCCCAUGCCGGCCCCAGCUGGCCACCGGGGCCUACAGCGCGCCCCGAAUGCCGAAGCAUUUGCCCCCGGGACCGGCGCCCACUUUUGGCCCAAAGGGCCUUUUGGACACACGCAAGCGGCGCGCGGAAACACAACCCCCAGCCCCCCGGCGCGUGAAAAAAAAAACGCGCUGGGGUGGGGGGCGUUUUUGCCUUUUUCUUUGCGCCCCGUGGGGCUUAGGGAAAAGGUCGUCUUUUGGGGGGGGCCCGGGGCCGCCGCGCGGCUCACAGCCGGCCGCGCCGCUGCCUUCGCAAACGGGAAAGGCUUUUUGAAAGACCCCCAUGCAAAACAAAGGCCGGUGGCGGCAGACCCCCCCCUCGCGCCCCGUGCUUUGUCUUGGCUGGCGCGCGGCGCCG